AUGAAGAGGAACAUAUCUUAUUGUUUCUUUGGUCUCUUCAAAACUUGGCUGACGGUUUUCUUGGCUGUCACAAUUUGUUGUGCCGAAGCUGCUGCUACAGAGUUCCAAGUGGGUGAUGAUUUGGGAUGGCAAGAACCUGACUUAAACAACAGCGCUCUGUAUACUCAGUGGGCUUCCAGGAACAGAUUUCAUGUCGGAGAUUCUCUCUCUUUCACGUACAAGAAUGAUUCAGUUCUUGAGGUUGACAAAUGGGAUUAUUACCACUGCAACACAAGCAAUCCCAUAAUCGCGUUUGAUAACGGGAAGAGCAUUAUGAAACUUGAUAGGCCUGGCCCCUUCUAUUUUAUCAGUGGAGCUCCUGAUCACUGCAAGAAUGGCCAGCGGAUUUUUAUCGAAGUGAUGGAUCCACGCCCGAUCUCACAGCCUCCUCCACCCGGUGCAGUCCCACCUGAACCGUAUUUGUCUGACUCUCCUGCACCCUCACCAAGCUUAGGAGUUGCCAUUGCAGUUGCACCUUGUGCACUUUUUAUGGCUCUUAUUGUGACAUUUUUAGCUUCAGUAUGUUCCUCAUCAUAA
Prunus armeniaca (apricot) is the source of this 576-nucleotide messenger RNA. The record is from the annotation of a GenBank genome assembly. NCBI's taxonomy places the organism in Eukaryota, Viridiplantae, Streptophyta, Magnoliopsida, Rosales, Rosaceae.